Molecule: messenger RNA, 588 nt
Organism: Oncorhynchus gorbuscha (pink salmon)
Lineage: Eukaryota; Metazoa; Chordata; Actinopteri; Salmoniformes; Salmonidae
Product: ropporin-1-like
Exons: 5
Coding region: 118-588 (156 amino acids)
Source: RefSeq, a predicted model, not a curated record
CGCGGGAAUCACAAACUGAUACAAAAUAACCGGCGCGUCACCUGCUACUGUCCUUCCCGCUUUCACAGCGUUUACGUCGUCUGAUCAAGCGCAGAGAACUGCACCGUCUUUUACAGAAUGUCUCACACAGGUAAAACAGUGGUCAUCCCUCCAGAGCUCCCCGGCAUUCUGAAGCAGUUCACCAAGGACGCCAUCCGGACACAACCUGAAGACCUGCUGGAAUGGGCCACACUGUACUUCAGUGCUCUGGUCCAGGGAAAGACGUUACCUGUGAACAGGACACCAGACAAAGUGGUAACCCCCAACACCAUGGACCUCACACCUGAGGUACUCACCACAAUGCACGAAAAGCUACAUAAGAAUGGCACAGUCAGUAAGAAGGAGGUGAGCAAGCUGUGGCGGUCGUUAGGAUUGGCUGACGACCUUCUCAGACACAUCAUGACAGUGGGCUGCUUCGGAGACCAACUCGACUGGAUAAAAUUCUUCGCCCUGGGCUGCAGCUAUCUGGGAGGGACGAUCAAGAACGCCAUGACCCACGCGCUGUACAUCCUGAACUCAGACAGCUCUUGUAAGCCAGUUACACAGUGA